Messenger RNA from Colletotrichum destructivum, 927 nucleotides. RefSeq lists its product as uncharacterized. The record is from RefSeq and is a predicted model, not a curated record. The transcript has a single exon. The coding region runs from base 1 to 927 and encodes 308 amino acids. NCBI's taxonomy places the organism in Eukaryota, Fungi, Ascomycota, Sordariomycetes, Glomerellales, Glomerellaceae.
AUGACCGAACAUGUGGUCUGCGAUAACUUGACGCGAAGUAUCGAGGAGACUUGCAACGAGAUCACAAACGAGAUGCCAGACACGGACAACACCGACGUCUCUCCUACCGUCAAUAUUGACGUCGAGAUGAACGAAGAGAGUCGAUUCCUCGAAGACGCAACCGUCGUCUACAAUAAGCUAACUGAACGAAUUUUCUUUUUCAAGAGAAUGAAGAGCGAGCAUCCACGACUUGAUGUGCUCUUUCAAGUCGGAGGAGGCACUCUCCGCCCUGGCACCCACGACGGUAAUGAUUAUGCCGUGUGGGAAGCCAGUGAGAGUCUCUACAUUUAUCGAACAUCAGGCCCCGACUUUCAAGUUCUGCAGUCUGUGGCCAGUGUCGAGUACAUUACCAAUAACUCGCAAAAGUCAAGAAUUCGAAACCAGUUCAGCCUCAAGACAUGCGGCUUUAUAGGGAUGCGGGAUUCUGAGGGUCGGAUUCAAGUUCUGAAAUCGGCCAUCAGCGGGACGGAAUUUAUUCCUGUCCGAGAACAGGACAAACAAGACUUCCUGUUUGAUGCCAAGUGGGUAGCCAGGGUCAAACUCCUUGCAAAAUUGUUGCGCAUCAACCUGCGCACGCCCUACGACGGACGCAGCAAGCCGACGUCGGAUGGAAAUGUCGGAAAUUGGCGAGCAGGCCAUAUCGAAAAGAAGCUGUCCACGCAUAUGGUGUACACGCUUUUGGCAAUGUACCAAAAGAAGAAGGGAAAGGUGACCCUCAAGGACCUCCGCCAUUUAGGACGACUUCUGCGUGAGGAGGGUCGCAACCUCAAGUUCGAGAUUCACUUGAGCCGCGGACCCUGCGGAACUCCUCACCGUUCAGGCCAAUGUGUCCCGUUUGUUCGAAGACUUGCCCGGAUCACUGGCGUCAGGUUUACGAUACACUCCUAG